Molecule: messenger RNA, 706 nt
Organism: Drosophila novamexicana
Lineage: Eukaryota; Metazoa; Arthropoda; Insecta; Diptera; Drosophilidae
Exons: 2
Coding region: 100-540 (146 amino acids)
Source: RefSeq, a predicted model, not a curated record
AAUAGUAACUUAAUCUAAUAUAUAUAUAUUCUAAAUCCAGAAAAGCAAAUAACUAAAUAUUUAAGUCGUGCAAACAGUAAAAGUAAAUUCUUAUUCGAAAUGUGUGAAGAGACUCCCAUAAGCGACUGCGAGCCAACAACUUUGAUGAUGCACUCAAACUCUUAUCACAUUCAUCUGCCACUGUAUAUCAUGGAUAUGGUGCGCAUAUUUCAGGAUCAUCCCAAAUAUGUGAAUGGCAUUAAGGAGACACAUAUUGUGGAGAUGCUGGAGAAGGAAUCAUUUGCCUGCGGCGAUUUGGAGGCUCAAGUGAAGACAGCUGUCAUGGAUUUGUCGGCCAAGGGCUUUAUACGCUACAUUAAUAACGGCUAUCGCACAUUGGGGCCCAUUGCCAAGUUGGCCAAUGCUCGCAAUGUGCGGCACUUUUGCGCCACCUGGCAGCGCAUUGCCGAACUACAGAAGGUCAACUCCGACAUCCUGGACGGGGGCAACUCCCUAAACAGUCAGCGCCACAAGUGCAACAGGCGUGGCUCCAAUUGUUAGGCCAAAGGCCAAAUGCAGCAGGCCAAGUUUUGUUUGUUUGUUAUUCAAUUUCGUUUAUACGUUGUGUGUUCCCCGCAACGCCCGAACUACUCUAGAAAUUCAAAUAGUUGCGUUCUUGUGUCUCAGUCCAUCAAAAUUAUUGUUCAAACCAAAAAAAAAAAAAAAA